Striga asiatica is the source of this 1967-nucleotide messenger RNA. The record is from the annotation of a GenBank genome assembly. Lineage: Eukaryota; Viridiplantae; Streptophyta; Magnoliopsida; Lamiales; Orobanchaceae.
CUGCUAUCCGUCUCUCAGUAAGUAUUAGUCCAAAACGCGCUCGUCGUUUUGAUCCCACGCCGCGUAAAGAGAGGUUGAAACUUCCAAGAACCAGCACGAAGAUGAAAAUUUAUGUGGAGUUUUCACGCCGAUACAAAUACUAUAUUUCGCCCAUGUCCCUCUGAUCAAAUUUCUGUGAAAACCCAAAAGGAGAAUUUUGUUUUUCUUUUCAUUUGGGAAGUAAAAAAAAAAAAAGAGGAGUCUUUUUUCUACACGUUUUGCUUUCUUCUGUUGCGUUUUCACUUUUCCCGAGCGAUCAAAUCUACUUUUUCACUUUUGUCCACCGCUUUGUAAAAGGAGCCCCUUUUUCCAGCAUCAAAAUCCGCCUGCGGUGUGCCGUGAGAAUGCAUCAGAAGGUGUACCUUGAAGCAUUGGUGUUGUACCUUUUGACAUGGGCUGCAAUUGGUGCUCAUCAACCUCAGAAGCAGCUGAAAUCCGGCAGAGGCUCCGGGUCCUCUGUAAUUUUUCCGGUCUCUGGGAGUGUUUUUCCACAAGGGUACUAUUACGUGACAAUGAGCUUUGGCAAUCCCUCGAAAAAAUAUUUUCUUGAUAUAGAUACAGGCAGUGAUCUUACUUGGCUUCAAUGUGAUGCACCUUGCGCACAAUGCACUCCGGCACCUAACAGUCUCUAUGAGCCCAAAAGCAAUCUAGUAUCAUGCACACAUCCUGUAUGUACUUCUCUUCAAGGGCCUGAUAACCCUGAUUGUAGGGACCCGAACAAGCAAUGUGACUAUAAGAUUGAUUAUGCUGAUUAUGGUUCGUCCCUUGGUGUACUGGUCAAAGAUUCGGUUUCUCUCAAUUUGACCGAUGGUGCAGUUGUGGCCCCACAAAUAGUGUUCGGAUGUGGAUACAAUCAAGAAGUUAUAGAUUUAGCUAAUCGGCCCUUCACUGAUGGAGUCCUUGGGCUCGGGCUCGGUAAUUCGAACAUUUUAAGCCAGUUACGAGCCUUGGGUGUGACUCGAAAUGUUGUUGGUCACUGUUUCAGUGGGCAAGGUGGAGGCUUUCUUUUCUUUGGAGAUGACUUUCUUCCUAAAUCAGGGAUUACAUGGAAAAAGAUUUCGACUCACCAUUUAAAGCACUAUUCCUUGGGAUCAGCAGACGUCCGAUUUGGUGGUCAGCCUACAAAUGUUAAGGGCCUCGAAAUAGUUUUUGAUAGUGGAAGCACUUACACUUAUUUUGUCUCUCAAGCUUAUAAUGUCAUUGUCUCUAUGAUAAAGGAAAAUUUGAAUGGAAAAUUGAAAGUUGCAGUUGAGGACAAAAGCCUUCCCAUGUGUUGGAAAGGUCCAAAACCCUUCAAAUCCAUUCGGGAUGCCGCUAGCUACUUCAAGCCUUUGGUUUUGAGCUUUACGAACGAGAAAAAUGUUCAUUUUCAGAUGCCCCCAGAAUCUUAUCUCAUUGUCACCGGAAAAGGGAACGCCUGCUUAGGCAUAUUGAACGGCGAUGAAGUUGGAUUAGACAAUAUGAACUUGAUUGGAGAUAUUUCACUGCAAGAUAAGUUGGUGAUCUAUGAUAACGAACGGCAGCGGAUUGGAUGGGCCCCGGCAAAAUGCAACAGGCCUUCAAAUGUGGUUCGUGAUUAUGGGGACGAUUUUAGCCUGCCUUAUCCUGCCGAUAAUGGUUUUUGGAAGAAUAUUACGACCAAGUUUUGGUUUGCAGUUGGAGCAAUGCAGUAAGUAAAAACAGUUGAUUUGUAAUUUGAUGUUUUCCUAUGGAAGAUCAGAUAUUGUGGUUAACCUUUGUGGUGUGUGACAUUUGGUGUGUACAUAUAUAUUGAAAUCUUUGGACUGUUACUAGCCUGUGUAAAAUCUUUUGUGUAAACUUUGGUAAAAUAGUGAUGAAAUGAAUUGAAUGGACUCAAAAUAUAGUAACGAAUGCAUUCAUGGUGGUUACAUUUUAAUAUCAUAACUCGCCCCCAUAUGCCUGUCUAG